GACAUUGAAGUUUGACAUUUACUAAAGUCUAAAAUUGCGAUUUUAGUCCAUUCCAAAAUCAAAAAGGGCUCGCUUUCGAGACACAAAAUCUAGAGUUCUUUUGUUUCAAUUAACAUAAUAUCUCGAAAAUAUGGCUGGCGCAGUAGCUAAAAUACCGUCGUUGAUUAACACGGCGAUUGCUGACUUCAGGCCCAAGUUUGCCAUUUUCAUGAAGUACGCUAAGGUCGAACUGGCUCCUCCCAAGCCCAGCGAGAUUCCACAGAUCCGGGCUGGAAUAGCCAAACUGUUGUCAAGUGCCAAGUCUGGUGCAUGGAAGCAACAAACUGUGAAGCAGGCCACAUUAAACACCCUUGUCGGAGCUGAAGUGCUUUUCUGGUUCUAUGUCGGAGAAUGUAUUGGAAAGCGCCACAUUGUUGGAUACAACGUCUAAUUUAAUCACACCUAAUGCUCUGUAGUUAUAAUGUUCAAUAAAAUCGAUAAAUUAUA
Molecule: messenger RNA, 486 nt
Organism: Colias croceus (clouded yellow)
Lineage: Eukaryota; Metazoa; Arthropoda; Insecta; Lepidoptera; Pieridae
Gene: ATPsynG
Product: ATP synthase subunit g, mitochondrial
Exons: 2
Coding region: 131-430 (99 amino acids)
Biological process (GO): proton motive force-driven ATP synthesis
Molecular function (GO): proton transmembrane transporter activity
Source: RefSeq, a predicted model, not a curated record